Manihot esculenta (cassava) is the source of this 1019-nucleotide messenger RNA. Its product is annotated as probable xyloglucan endotransglucosylase/hydrolase protein 10. Gene Ontology annotation, molecular function: hydrolase activity, hydrolyzing O-glycosyl compounds; xyloglucan:xyloglucosyl transferase activity. The transcript is spliced from 4 exons. Lineage: Eukaryota; Viridiplantae; Streptophyta; Magnoliopsida; Malpighiales; Euphorbiaceae. Gene Ontology annotation, biological process: xyloglucan metabolic process; cell wall biogenesis. The record is from RefSeq and is a predicted model, not a curated record. Gene Ontology annotation, cellular component: apoplast; cell wall. Bases 15 to 899 code for a protein of 294 amino acids.
AUUCACCAAAAAUCAUGUCAAACAUUUUCAAAUUCAUACUCUUAAUUGAAAUUAUUUUAGCCAAUUUAUUACAAAUUUCAUUCUCUUCCGUUGUUUCCACUGGAAAUUUCAAUCAAGAUUUCUUUGUAACAUGGUCUCCUAGCCAUGUCAACACUUCUGCUGAUGGUAGGACAAGAAGCUUGAAACUUGACCAAGAAUCUGGAUCCGGAUUUGCAUCGAACCAGAUGUUCUUGUUCGGUCGGAUUGAUAUGCAAAUCAAACUAGUUACAGGACAUUCAGCAGGAACAGUUGUGGCAUUUUAUUUGACAUCAGAUCAACCAAAUCGAGAUGAGAUAGAUUUUGAGUUUCUUGGGAAUGUGAGUGGGCAGCCAUAUAUUCUUCAGACAAAUGUGUUUGCUGAUGGGUUUGAUGAUCGUGAAGAAAGAAUUUAUCUUUGGUUUGAUCCUACUAAAGACUUCCAUACUUAUUCUGUCUUGUGGAACCUUCACCAGAUUGUGUUUAUGGUGGACUGGAUUCCAAUAAGAGUAUACAGAAACCAUGCAGACAAAGGAGUAGCAUAUCCUAGGUGGCAGCCAAUGGGGAUAAAAAUCAGCCUAUGGAAUGGUGACAGCUGGGCAACAAGAGGUGGAAAAGACAAGGUUGAUUGGUCAAAAGGUCCCUUCAUAGCUUCAUUCAGAAAUUACAACAUUGAUGCUUGUGUUUGGAAUGGAAAUCCUAGGUUUUGCAGAGCUGAAAGCUCCACAAAUUGGUGGAAUAAAGACAGAUACUCAACUCUUACAUCAACACAGAGAAGAUGGUUCAAGUGGGUGAGGCUGCACCAUAUGAUUUAUGACUAUUGCCAAGAUAAUAAGAGAUUCCAAAACAAUCUUCCUAAAGAGUGUCUCCUCCCUAAAUAUUGAUUUUCAAAAAUAUUUUUUUUUAUUUUUUUUUCUGAAUUUUAAUUCUGGGUUAAUGGAUUGAUUGGUUGUAUAAUAAUUAUUGGAACAAUUUUCAAGCUAUGUUAAUAAAAUUUUUAGUUU